This is a messenger RNA of Cataglyphis hispanica, 1987 nucleotides long. RefSeq names its product histone deacetylase 3 (gene HDAC3). Gene Ontology annotation, molecular function: histone deacetylase activity. NCBI's taxonomy places the organism in Eukaryota, Metazoa, Arthropoda, Insecta, Hymenoptera, Formicidae. The coding region runs from base 345 to 1646 and encodes 433 amino acids. The record is from RefSeq and is a predicted model, not a curated record. The transcript has 2 exons.
UAUGCGCAUGCGUCCUAUGAUGAUUUCAUGUUGUAUGUGUAUGUCAUGCAUGAAAACCGAGUGGAAGAGAAGAGGUAAUUGACAUCGCGUCUAUAUAAUUUGUCAUCGCAAGUGUUUAACAAGUUCUGUCAAAGAGAACAAAUUAUUAUCCAAUGCGUUCGCAAAGCUACGCAAAAAUUAAACUCAAAAUUCCAUCGCUCAUCGCAGGGACUAGAACGGAAAUAAAUCUACAAUUGAAUCUGAAUUAAUUAACCUCUCUGAAUGCUUCGGGAAUACAAGAUUAGACGAAAAACUGGAUUAAAGUAUACAAUUUCAUCCUGAUAGGAAUAUGAGCUAACCUCAACAUGAGCUAUAACAAGAAAGUCGCAUACUUUUACAACCCGGAGGUGGGUAAUUUCCAUUACGGACCGGGCCAUCCUAUGAAGCCCCAUCGAUUAUCUGUGAUCCACAGUCUGGUGCUCAACUAUGGUCUCCAUAGGAAGAUGCAAAUUUAUCGUCCGUACCGUGCCAGUACCCACGAUAUGUGUCGCUUCCAUUCAGAGGAUUAUGUGGAAUUUUUGCAACGCGUCACUCCACAGAAUUUGCAAGGCUUUACAAAGUACCUGAGUCAUUUUAACGUGGGCGACGAUUGUCCCGUGUUUGACGGCCUCUUCGACUUUUGCUCCAUGUACACUGGCGCAUCAUUAGACGGUGCUACUAAGCUGAAUAACAACUGUUGUGACAUUGCCGUGAAUUGGAGUGGCGGUUUGCAUCACGCCAAGAAAUUUGAAGCGUCUGGCUUUUGCUAUAUCAAUGAUAUCGUGAUCGCUAUAUUAGAAUUGCUUAAGUACCGCGCCCGAGUGCUGUACAUUGACAUCGACGUUCAUCACGGAGACGGCGUACAAGAGGCCUUCUACUUAACUGAUCGCGUCAUGACCGUAUCAUUUCACAAGUACGGCAAUUACUUCUUUCCCGGUACCGGCGAUAUGUACGAGAUCGGCGCCGAGAGCGGCCGAUAUUAUUCGGUAAAUGUACCGCUCAAAGAAGGGAUCGACGAUGGAUCAUAUAUUCAGGUCUUUAAGCCAGUCAUAUCCCACGUGAUGGAGUUCUUUCAGCCGACGGCGAUAGUGCUUCAAUGCGGUGCCGAUUCCCUUGCGAAUGAUCGACUCGGUUGUUUCAGUCUCAGUACGAAGGGUCACGGCGAGUGCGUGAAAUUCGUGAGGGAUUUGAAUGUACCGUUAUUGACUGUCGGCGGUGGUGGUUACACAUUGCGAAACGUCGCUCGAUGUUGGACCUACGAAACUUCUUUACUCGUUGACGAGCAAAUCAGCAAUGAGCUACCAUACACCGAGUACUUGGAGUACUUCGCGCCGGACUUUAGUCUACAUCCCGAAGUCGUGACCAGACAGGACAACGCCAACAGUAAGCAGUACUUGGAAGCGAUCACGCGACACGUCUACGACAAUCUUAAAAUGAUUCAACAUUCGCCGAGCGUGCAAAUGCAGGAUGUCCCAUGCGACGCGUUGCCGCCCGAAGAGGAGAGACAACCAGAACCGGAUCCGGACUCGCGACAAAAUGCACAGGAUACAGACAAGAUUGUAGAGCCUGCGAAUGAAUAUUACGCUGGUGAUAAAGAUCAGGACAAAUUAGAUGUAAACGAUUCGUGAUAAAGAUAGUAUAAGAGACUAUGAAGCUGUUCAAAAAUAUUCAAUUCGAUCUUUCGUAUGAUGCACAGAUCAUAUGCGAGAUUGGAAUUUGAUAUUAAUUAAUCGACAACCUGCCAUAUUUAAAUAAUCUUUUUUUACCUUUGAUUUCAAGAUAAUAAACUUGAUAAACUAUUACUUAGCAUAAAAUCUGAACUUUUUCGAGAUUUUUUUAUUCAUUAGACAUGACUAACGAGUAUUACUGAAUGCAAUAUGUGAGGCAGAUAUGACGCAGAUAUAUAAAAGAAUUGUACAUAUAAAUAUUCAUUUUGUAAUAAUAAUAAAACAUGCAUAUUUUAGUCAAA